AUGUCAUUAAACAUUAUUUCAAAGCUUAUCUCAUCUAACAACCUCUGCAGUCGCUUUUAUUUGCUGUCACGGCAGCGAAAUUGUACCUACAAGUUGCACAUUUCAAACACAGUUCAGUUUCACAGUAACUUAUCAUGUCCUCUGUUGUCUAAAAAAUCGAACUUGACGGAAUCCAAAAUUGUGGAAAAUAAAAAACCUGCUUCUGUACUAUCUGCUGAACAAAAAUUUAAACAGACUAGCAAAGAUGCAGGCUACUCAGGGGUUAUCAUCAUCGGAUUGGGAAUUACAGGUUUCAUGUUCUAUGCUGUUGGUCGGGAGUUAUUUUCAAGCCAGAGUCCAAAUGGAAUUUACACAAAAGCUUAUAAGAUGUGCAAACAGAAUCAACAGGUGCAGGAUAUAUUGGGUGAACCUAUAAGAGCUUAUGGGGAGUUAAAUGGUAGAGGAAGACGAAGAUAUGUAAGGUUCAAUGAAUUCGAGGAGGCUGGAAUUCAGGUGAUGAACAUUGAGUUCUACAUGGAAGGACCUCUCGAAAAAGCCAAAGUAUUUGUUGAAGCAAGACAGAACCACAGAAAAAAAUACGAAAUAUCAUUGGUUGUUUUUGAGAAUUCCAGUUAUCCUCGUCGAGUAGUAACUGUUUACAACGAGAAAGAAAUAAUCACAUCAUCAUCGAAUGUUUGACAUAUUCAAUUAUUUUUCCAUUUUCAGCAGUUUGUUAUACAUCUUUUUGGACUUAAAUUCAAUUUAAUAAAGUUUGAUCAAAUUGAAUUAUUUCAUAUAUUUUCUGAUUUGAUUUAACUGGAUAUCGCAUAUUUAUAUAUUUGUAUAAAAAAAAGUCUGUUGGUAGUAACACCGACACGUAAGUACCUUAAAAAAUAAUUUACAUGGAAGCACAUAUAAAAAAACCCAACAAAAUGCACAUGCACACAUUUACAUUAUUGCAGUUAUAUUAUAUAUUCAUUCGUUUCUCAAGGUAUCUGUUAAGCGAAGUUUCAGCUAAUUCGUUUAAAUAAUUUUUAUUGUGCCUUUUCAACACCCACAUUAAGAUUGAAUUUUAAGAACUGAGAAUUUGCUUUCAAGCUUACGAAAACUUUGAUAAAUAUUCUUGUAAGGCUAGUAAUUAUUAUUCUCUUGCAAAUAGAAUUCUAAUUGUUGUGCCUUGAAAUUUUAGUAGUACUGACUCAGACUCACUGAAGUUCACUCAGUCUGUUUUAAAACAUUUUUUAAAGUUUCAUCAUGCAUCUCUCCUUCGUCUUUAAAUCUUUAACUUUUUAUUAAACUUAUUUGAUUCUAAUGUCAUGCAUUUUUCGCUUUUCCUAAAAUACAAAAGUUGACUAAGCGUAACUGCAUAAUUGACAAAGAAUUUGACAGCAAUGGGGUAAUGACGCUGAUGAAAUUAUUCUGUUCAAUUUUCUCUUCUAUCACUGGUUGAAAAUUUUUCAUUACUGCUCUUAUCAACCAAUGUUUUUCAUGAAUAAGUUAUUAAGCUAUUAUAAGUUAUUUUUUCUGCUUACAUUAUUUUUGGAAUAAUAAACCGAGUGCAAUAAAAAA
Molecule: messenger RNA, 1548 nt
Organism: Helobdella robusta
Lineage: Eukaryota; Metazoa; Annelida; Clitellata; Rhynchobdellida; Glossiphoniidae
Exons: 7
Coding region: 1-678 (225 amino acids)
Biological process (GO): protein import into mitochondrial matrix
Cellular component (GO): TIM23 mitochondrial import inner membrane translocase complex
Source: RefSeq, a predicted model, not a curated record